AUAGAGCAACACUACGUUCAGUGAAGGAGCAGACCCUGAGCUGAGGAGAUGCGACUCGGACACUUAUCAGUGUCUGAUCUGCACAAAAAAGGGGAGCUAUGCAAAGCUUGUGUCUCAUCUGCAGGGACACCAAAGGUCAAUGGUGGAGUACGGUGGAAAGGGCCCAACAAGCCCAACAGAAGCGACGCGAGGCAUGUUGUCUGUUAACCAGUGUAAUCACAGAGGAUCAGGGCAUGCUGCAACACCUUAAAGCAACAGUACACGCCCUCGGAGCUGUUCACUCCAUCUCCCUGGACAAAGCCAAGGAGAUGUACAUGCGUGGCACAGAGUUUGACUCAAGUGAGAUAACCCAGCUUGGGGAACAGCUUCAGAGCCACAGUUCCUCAAAAGCGAGGCAGAAACUGGAUAGCUUCCUGAGCAAUUACAAGAAAGCCUUGGAGUGUGAGGAAUUCCUCAGGCGCCUGUAAUCCCUGGGUAGUGAAUGUGUCUGCUGGAUAGUCUGUUGUGUAUAAAAUAAAGAAAAUAUAUCAUU
Solea senegalensis (Senegalese sole) is the source of this 532-nucleotide messenger RNA. RefSeq names its product PWWP domain-containing DNA repair factor 3A-like. Bases 99 to 467 code for a protein of 122 amino acids. The record is from RefSeq and is a predicted model, not a curated record. NCBI's taxonomy places the organism in Eukaryota, Metazoa, Chordata, Actinopteri, Pleuronectiformes, Soleidae. The transcript has 4 exons.